Molecule: messenger RNA, 1072 nt
Organism: Caenorhabditis angaria
Lineage: Eukaryota; Metazoa; Nematoda; Chromadorea; Rhabditida; Rhabditidae
Source: the annotation of a GenBank genome assembly
UUGGUGCGGUUUAUUGUUUUGAACAUUCGAAUAUUCACCAACUUUCAAUGAACUUCACAUUUUACCGGGGUUCUUUUCAAAUCUGAAAAAAGACUGUUGUAAACUUGUGGUUUUUAUAUGCGACGCAUUUCGAAAUCUUCAAAGUCCAUGUUAAUUUCAGAUGUCAGUCAAAUUGGCUGGAACCGCAUUACGCGAAGUGCGUAUCCAUUUGUGUCAGAAAAGUCCAGCAUCUGCCGGAGUCCGCGCUUUUAUCGAAAAUGAUUAUGUGGCGAUUAAGAAAGCGAAUCCACAAUUCCCAAUUUUGAUUCGAGAAGCAUCCGGAAUCGUGCCAAGGUUAGGAAAAUCAUCUGCGUCAGGCCUGUGCCGGAAAAUCAAAACCCGGAAAACGGAAAGUCGGAAAAUUUCCGGAUUUUUUGAACCGGAAAUCCGGAAAAUUCGGAAAAUUUUUCAAAGUCUGAAAUUUCGAUUUCCAGCCUUAACUUGGCACUAAAACUUAUUUUUAUUCACAAUUCUUCUAUUCACAGGUAAUUUAGUAACUAUUUGAGACGUCUUACGUUCAAAAAAACAGUAAAAUUUGAAAAAUUGAAAAAAAAAUUUCCGAAAAUUUCAUUUUUUCUAUCAUAAACUGAGAAAAUUUUCCAAAAUUUAGGCAAUUUUGAAAAUAUUACUACUAGAGAUCAUUUCCGGAUUUUCCGAGCACGUUUUCCGGAAAACCGGAAAAUUGAUUUUUCCGUGAAAAAACCGGAAAAUCCGGAAAUUCGGAAAAUUCGGAAAAUUUCCGGCACAGGCCUGAUCUGCGUUUUUCAUUCUCACAAUAUUCAUUUUGUUUUCUCGUCAAACAAUUUUAAUGUUCCAGAAUCUUUGCUCGUUACGAACACGGAGUCGAAAAAGUUGCAACAUUGGAAAAUUUAUCAAGAGAAAAGGUAAUUUUUCAUCUGUUUUCGAUAUGAAGAAGAUAAGAGUAAAAGUUACAUUUUUCUUAUCUGAUCAUUUGUUAACCCAAUUAUACAUAUUACUGUUUAUUUAUUUCCAGGUUCAAUCAACUCUUGCCAAUUUGGCUGCACGUGUCUAA